Westerdykella ornata is the source of this 279-nucleotide messenger RNA. RefSeq lists its product as uncharacterized. The record is from RefSeq and is a predicted model, not a curated record. NCBI's taxonomy places the organism in Eukaryota, Fungi, Ascomycota, Dothideomycetes, Pleosporales, Sporormiaceae. The coding region runs from base 1 to 279 and encodes 92 amino acids. The transcript has 2 exons.
AUGCACGCGUUCUCGAUUGUUACGCUUGGGAUUUUCAUCGCGGGUUACUCCACUGCUCGCUGGGACCUCGUUACUAGGCUGUACGAGCUUGCUAUAUUCGCUUGGGAUCACGGCGUGGUGACCAGAGCGGGCAAGGGAUUCGCCGUCCUAUCAGUCUUCUUCUUCCUCCUAUUCAUACCCAUUGAGCGUAUCGCUGCUCACGAAGCCAACCUGCAUCCUCGUACACUCGCCAGCGGCAUAUCAGCCCGGGAGCAACUGAAGCGGCGCGGCUCCUUCUAG